This is a messenger RNA of Notolabrus celidotus (New Zealand spotty), 2718 nucleotides long. RefSeq names its product glycine receptor subunit alpha-4-like. Lineage: Eukaryota; Metazoa; Chordata; Actinopteri; Labriformes; Labridae. Bases 28 to 1362 code for a protein of 444 amino acids. The record is from RefSeq and is a predicted model, not a curated record. Gene Ontology annotation, molecular function: chloride channel activity; transmembrane signaling receptor activity; glycine binding. Gene Ontology annotation, biological process: signal transduction; chemical synaptic transmission; nervous system process. The transcript is spliced from 9 exons. Gene Ontology annotation, cellular component: neuron projection; synapse; plasma membrane.
UACUUCGACAGUUUCUGCUGACUAAGAAUGUUGUGGCACAUGUUUUUUAUGUUGUGGGCUUCAUCUGCUAUUUUUCUACCAGGAAGGUCUGUCCUCUGUAAGGAGAUGAAACUCCCCAGCAGAGCAGCCAAGCCCCCCUCUCCAUCUGACUUUCUGGACAAACUGAUGGGACGCACAUCUGGCUAUGACGCCCGUAUCAGACCAAACUUCAAAGGUCCUCCUGUCAACGUCACAUGUAACAUCUUCAUCAACAGCUUUGGGUCCAUCACUGAGACAACCAUGGACUACCGGCUCAAUGUAUUUCUGAGACAGCAGUGGAAUGACCCUCGGCUGGCUUAUAAGGAGUACCCUGAUGACUCUCUGGACCUGGAUCCCUCCAUGUUGGACUCCAUUUGGAAACCUGACCUGUUCUUUGCAAAUGAGAAGGGUGCAAACUUUCACGAGGUCACAACAGACAACAAACUGCUGCGGAUAUUUCAGAACGGAAACGUCCUCUACAGCAUCAGGCUGACCCUCACCCUCUCCUGUCCCAUGGAUCUGAAAAACUUCCCCAUGGACAGUCAGACGUGCACGAUGCAGCUUGAGAGCUUUGGCUACACUAUGAAUGAUCUUAUUUUUGAGUGGCUGGAUGUGGGAGCAGUUCAAGUGGCUGAUGAUCUCACGCUCCCUCAGUUUGUGCUGAAGGAGGACAAAGGCCUCGGUUACUGCACCAAACACUACAACACAGGCAAAUUCACCUGCAUUGAGGUCAACUUCUACCUGGAGCGUCAGAUGGGUUACUAUCUGAUCCAGAUGUACAUACCCAGUCUGCUAACCGUCAUCCUCUCCUGGGUGUCAUUCUGGAUCAACAUGGAUGCUGCUCCGGCUAGAGUGGGACUGGGGAUCACUACAGUGCUCACCAUGACGACACAGAGCUCCGGAUCCAGGGCAUCCCUGCCAAAGGUGUCUUAUGUGAAAGCCAUCGACAUCUGGAUGGCGGUGUGUCUUCUGUUCGUGUUUGCUGCACUGCUGGAGUAUGCGGCUGUUAAUUUUGUUUCACGGCAGCACAAGGAGUUCUUCAGACUGAGGAGGAAGCUGAAGGAGCAACAGCGGCAGAGAACUGAGGAUGAGCUUGCACAGCAGGGUUUACUCUUCCAGAGUUUUGGACUUGCCAGUGCACCUGAAAUGGAUGCAACUCCAGUUUUUGCAGACCUACCUCCAGGUUUAGGUUUCUACGACAUACGCAGGCGCUUUGUGGAUCGAGCAAAGAGGAUUGAUACCAUCUCUCGAGCUGUUUUCCCCAUGAGUUUUCUCAUGUUUAACGUCCUCUACUGGCUCACCUACAAAGUUCUACGACAUGAGGAUCUUCACUCCGCAAUGUGACAUCACAGCAGAGGAGCAUGAAGACUCUGGGAACCUUUAAUUCUGCUCCCUUCACUGAAACAUUUACAGACUAAGAGUCCUCAGCUGAGCCAUGACAAAUGGGUUUUGACUGUAUGUCCAGUGCCACUGGGAAAUCCUGUGACAUGGAAAUGUCCAGCAGCUCCUUUUAAUUUUUAAUACUUUUAAAGAAAUGCACUCCUUUUUAGCACUGAUGUUUACAGCAUCACACCUCAGUCAACAGUACAUGAGUACAGUGGGCAUCUUAAAGACAUCAACUCACACAUUUUCUGUUAACAUUUCUGUAUGUAUGUGCCAAUACUGUAGUUUCACAUGUAUCUGGACUGCAGAUCAGCUGUUUUUUUUGUUUUUCCAUUAACUUUACUGAAGCCAUACUCAACAGUGCCCAGAGCAACAGAUUUCAUAUCCCCAGAGGCAGAAAAGACACUGUGGUGUCAUUUUAGUGACUUUAUACUUCACAGAGCUCAAAGAUAGAGUAUCUAAAAAUCAUUUUCUUUGUAGGAUUCAGAAAUAUAAGACUUACUGAUAUUUUCUUAAUCAUAAAAGUAUUUUAAUCAACAUCUUAUGCAUAACUAUAUUUUUAGUCCCUGCUGGGCAACCUGUCUAUAUAAAAAGAACAAAUUAAGAUUAUUUGCCAAAAUAAAUGGAGGUGUGAAUAUCCAUAUAUCAUUUAAAGUCACUGUGUAUUGGUAAUAAGGCAUGACACACUAUCUUUUAGAAUCACUAGUCCAAUAGUUUGGGAAUUACUACAUGUUCAACAAUGACAAUUCCUCCACAGUCUUACUUUCAAAAAUAUAUUCAUUAGGAAAGUUUGAUGCAAGACCUUCAUCAGGCAACUUCCUCUUUUUUGCCAAAUGAAGGUUUAGCAUCAAUAUGUUGUUGAUGAAUAUAUUUUUUUGUAAGUUAAUUUACUUAUUAUUUUUCUUAGCACCUGUCUUACAGAAUAGAUGAUCAAAGUAUUUUGAUCAUUUGCAUUACUCAAUGUUAAAAAGCUGUUGGGCGUAUUGAUCUGUUUAACCCUUCUAAAAAAUGACAUUAACCCUCCUGUUAUGUUGUGGAUCAAAUUGACCCUUUUUAAAGUCCAUAUUAGGCAAUAUACGCCUUCCAAACCUGCUAAAUGCAGCAUGAAAAUCUGGGCGGCAUGUGACAGAAUGGGUUUCGUGUUAAUUUAUCAAAACCACUUCAAUUCUAAAAAAAAAUUAAUCAAGUUGUAAAAUAAAAUAAACAAAAAUCUAUGUCAUGUAAAACUACCAUAUUUAUAGUAUUUCCAAUGUGCAUUAAAACAAGUUUUAACAUGAAUCUUGAUGAGUUAUCCUCAUUGAGCUAUGAUCUGUGAGA